Monodelphis domestica (gray short-tailed opossum) is the source of this 5407-nucleotide messenger RNA. Its product is annotated as forkhead-associated domain-containing protein 1. The record is from RefSeq and is a predicted model, not a curated record. Gene Ontology annotation, molecular function: protein binding. Lineage: Eukaryota; Metazoa; Chordata; Mammalia; Didelphimorphia; Didelphidae.
CUGGGUUGCUCUGGGUAAAACAUGUUUUGUUUAGAAAGCACCUGGGAAGCCUGAAAUCCCAGAAGUGAGUCGGAGGCAGGCGCUGGGGGAGGAGGCGGCUCAGAGGAUGAGGCAGGGACGUGCCCACCGCUCCAGGAGAAAGCUGAGCAGGGGAAGGAGCCGAGGGGAGGCUGGACGCAGGUUUAGGGGCUUCGGGAGUGAAUUAGGUGGGAAAGACUGCUCCUCUGAGAAGGCAGGGACUGUGGAGUCUGGCGGAUCACAUCCCAGCCGCACCUGCCUAGCAUCCUUGGAUCUAAGUUUAAGGAUAGGAAGACUCGUUUAGUCUUUCCUUUUACAGAUGACGACGCUUGAAACUCAGAGAGGAUACGGAUUCGGCCAAGGUCACCCAGCACAUUAGUGACUGGGUUAGAAUUCGAACCCAGCUCCUCCCACCGAAGUCGAGAACUCUUCCCACUGUCCGGAGCUGGGGCUGGUCCUUUCCCUGCCCCAGAUCCAGAUACUGGAGGAGGGUCCUAGGUACAGGGCUGAGGGGCAGGUCCCGGUCUCACCCUGAGCGUAGCGAAGUUCCGGACUGGGGCUCCACUCCCUCCCUCCUUCCUGCGGGAGCCAGGACUGGCCAGAUCUGCGCCGAUUGCCAUGGAGACUGGCGUACACAGGACUGCAGCGCGCGGGGUUUCCGGCUGGCCACCUACCUCUAGAUCUCCGAGACGCCCCCCGGCGGGGCGCCUCCUCCAGUCCUGGAGAACAUCAAGAAUGAAAGCUUUUUUAAAGUGUUCUGAAGGCUUUAUUUUCCUGAGAAAAUAUACAACCAUUGGAAGGCAUGAAAAUUCAGACCUUGUUUUAAAGUAUCCAGAUAUUGACAACCAUCACGCUCUGAUUGAGUUCAAUGAAGAAGAUGGUAGCUUCAUUCUUCAAGAUUUCAAUUCCCUCAGCGGAACCUUUGUCAACAACUGCCACAUUCAGAAUGUAGCUGUGAAACUGAAACCAGGGGACAUCCUGCGCUUCGGAGCUGUGGGGCUCUCCUAUGAGCUGAUAGUGGAAUUCCUACCUCAUUCAACCCACUAUUCACCGGGGCCCAAGGUAUUGGACCUAACCCCAGGCCAUCACUCUACACAGUUCCCUUUUCUCCAUACUCGGCCAAUGAGUGCUCAACGAAGCUGGUCCCAAGAACUGAUGGAAGGCACGCAACCUCGUCCGCCUCCGGAAAAGAGGCCAUUUAGUGCUGGAGGGAGAAGGAUGCUGGCUGUUUCUUCAGAUCCAGUUAGCAGAUCUAUUAAACAAGGUCUAUUAGAUCCUCUCCUUCUGGUGACACCAUUCAAGAAAAAACGACAGGAGAGCUGCCAUGAAGGGAAGAUCAAGGUCUGGACAACUGGAGAAUCCAUCUGGACUUCUGAUGAGGGGUUUUUUAACCCGGAUCGACGGACUACAAUAUCCCAAGACAAGGGCCGAGUUAUGUACCUGAAUCAAUCCCAUGCCGUCAAUUUGCCCUUUCUGGAACACUCCCACCUCAUCAAAAUCCCCCAAGCUCAGCAGUCGCAUUAUAUCAAUAUCCCCAACCUGGAGCAGCAGACUCGCCUGGUCAACAUGCACAAGGAACUCCCCACCCAAGAUGACAUCAUUCAGCACCUGGGCCAGGAAAUCAGCCGCCUAUCAGGCUUCGAAAUAGAAUCCAAACACAAAGACACCGUGAUCGCCAAUCUCCAAAACAAAGUGGCUACCAUGUCUCAGAAGCUAAUGAUAUUGCAGACCACCCCCAGCCAGGCUGCAAUUGGGAAGAGCCAGAUUCUAGAGUUCCCAGAGCGGGACAUUGAUGACAAAAAGUAUAAGAUUCAAUCCUUGAAAGAACAGAAACCACCUGGAUUAGUGCAGCAGCCCCCAUCCGUCAGUAAGCCCCAGCUGGAGCAGUUCCACCAGGUCAGCACCCCCAAUAGUGUGGGCAGCAAAGAUGGCAUCAUUGAGAUCCUGGAACAGGAAGUCAGCCGCCUCUCCAGCCUCGAAGUGGAAUCCAAACACAAAGACACCAUGAUCGCCAAUCUCCAAAAUGAAAUGGCCGACAUGUCUCAGAAGCUGAUGCUAUUGCAGAAGGUCCCCAGCCAGGUCGAAAUCAAGAAGAGUCAGGAGCUCAACCUCCUGGACUGGGAUGAAGAAGACAAAAAGACCACCGACCUCCCAAAAGGACAGAGCAAUAUGUUGUUUCAUACCCUCGCUGAGAGAAACUUGGAGAUUACUCAUCUGAAAGCCGAAUGGGAGAACUUAAAGAAAGACAAGGAGAGGUGCUCAGAGCUGUUGGCCACUUUGCAAAAGGAUAUCGGAUUAAAGGACAUCCUGGUCCAUAAACUAAAGCAGGAGGUGGACAGACUGAAGAAUGAAAACCAAGAGAAGGAUUAUCAGCUUUCAGCCAUCACUUCCAGGUGUUCAAAACUGAAAGAAGAGUUGAAGAAAGACGAGCUAGAAACCAAAAACAAGGAACUAAAAUCAUGCAAAACCUACAUCAAAGACCUGGAGCAUCAACUAAAACUUCUGGGGGAACAGCUCCAGAAGAGCUGCAAUGAGCAAUGCGCCAUCUCCCAGACGCUGAAAGAAAAGAAUAAGGCUGAAGAGAGGCUACAGGAGGAUUCCAAGAAGAAAUUAGCACAGAUUCAUGAGCUGGGUUGCAGACAGCGCCUCGUUAAAUCCAGUUUGGACAAGACAGUGUGUCAGCUGGAACAAUUCCGAAGUCAAAUUAUCGAAGCCAUUUAUGGCCGAGGAAAACUGCCUCAGGCCCGGAUCGUAACCAAUCAGCAGCUGGUAGAGGUGAUCUCCACUGUCAUGGAGGACAACUUCAACUUGCAGCAGAAAGAAAUAAUGAUGAAGAGCUGGCAACAGAACUACAGGGAGGAAGCGCUCUUGGCCCACAGAGACAGGCUGAAGACCUUCUUUGACGACUGCCAGACUUGCUUGAAAAUGUCUUGCUGUGGCAAUGACUUGAGAAAGCAGCUCAGUGACCUUCAGAACCUCCCCGUGGAGCCCUCUGGGAUGUGGCUACAACAAGCCAUCGUGGAGAUCCUGAAAAUUGUGUUGUGCUGGGUGGAGGAGAUCGAGCAGCUCCUGAAGGAUGUGGGCAUUGAGUUGUCCAACACCGACAAAGGAUUUUCCUUGUACUUGAUUAAGUUUCUGGAAAAUCAUAAGAAAACUAUGAAGAAGAACCAGGAGCUCCAGGCCAAGAUCAAUAGCAUCCAGGAGUCUUACCAUACCCUGCUGCAGAAGAUACAUGACCAAACCUUAGAGCACGAGAAGCAGCUGCAGGAAAAGAUCAAGCAGCUACAGGAAAAGCAAGAAGAGGAAACCCAGGUUUGGAAGGACAGUGUGACCCAAGAGAAGAACAAAGCUAAGGCUGCUGUGGAGGAAGAGAAGAAAAAAGUCCAAGAUCUUGAGAACCACCUAAGGAAGCUGAAACAGGAAAUGGAAUCUAAAUCUGAAGAAGGAGGAGUUUUAAGCUCUCACUUAAACGAGGCACUGACCUUGGUAGAAGAAAGCCAGCGGACAAAUUCUGUGGACCAGAAAGAAAAAGAAACCCUCACUCUGAGACUGAGCAAAGCCCUAGACGAACUCAGCGAAGCCAGACAGAAACAAAUUCUUUUGGGGGAACAAAUUUUGGAGCAGCAGGAGACCCUCAAGAUUGUGCAGGAGAACAACAACCUUCAGAAAAGAAGCCUGGAGAUAGAAAUCAUUCAGUACAAAGAACAGGUCCGCCAGCACUCUCAGACCAUCGUUACUUUGGAAGAGAGGCUACAGAAAGUGAACCAGCAAAAUAAGGACAUCGAACAGAAGAUUUUCAGCCUCAAGGAAAAUAUACCAGUUCCAAAGGAAAGAAAGAAAGAUGGCUUACUAAAGAAUCUUACCACUGGAAGAUCCUAUGAUCACCUAAUGGAAGAAUUCAUGGUUGCCCAGAAACAGCUCCUCUCCCAACAUGAGCUCAUCAUCGCUCUGAAAACAGACCUUAACAGAGGCCAAGCCAAGAUGACUGACCUAAAAGCUGAGUAUGAUAAGAACCUGAAAACAGAGAUCGAGCAGAAUGUCAUCCUGAUUCAGCAACAGGAGAAGGAGAUGAUUGUGCUACAGGACAAGCUGGUCCAGAUUUCCAAUCUGGUGGAGAAGAAGAACAAAGAGAUCGAAAGUUUAAAGGCUGCUCUAAAGAUCUCCAAAGAAGCUGAAAAGGCCGCCAUGCUAAAUUGCGACGUGGGGAUACAAGUAGAAAUUGCUGAAAAUGACUUCUACUUCUUUAACCAGGAGGCUUCAUCCUUCAUUGAACUAGGGACUAAAUGCAAAGGGUUCCGCCACGAGGAGAUCAUUCAGCGCCAGAAAAAGGCUUUGUCGGAACUCCGGGAGCAAAUCAAGGAAUUAGAAAAGACCGGUGUGGCAAGUGCUGGAGAUGUGGGGUUGGAGUCAUCUCUUGAGUCUAAGAAGUCCAAAUUGGGGAAAAAUCCCAAAAUAUCGGAGAAGGACGCAGGCUUACCAUGUCUGCCAAACAUCGAUCAACGAGUGGGAAACAAAACAAAUUAUUCUUUGCCUUCAAGUCACCUGCCCAACUUUUCUACAGAGAAGUUAUCAAAGUUGGAUUUGGUAGAGGCUCUGGAUCUCAGCGAGAAGCUGUACAUGGAUAUGAGUAAAACCAUCGGCAGCCUAAUGAGCAUCAAGGAUAUGUCGGGACACGUGUCCAUAAAGUUCCUUCCCCAGAAGGAGCGGGAGAGGAUCGGCCAGCUACGCCAGAAGGACCUGGACCUGGUGUUCGAUAAGAUCAGCCAGCUCAAGAACCGGCUGGACAGGAAGGAGGAUCUUCUGCGAGAAUACGAGAGAGAGAACGAGGCUCUCAGGCAGAGUAAAAUCCCAAUGCAGGUGUACCAGGAACAGAUGAACAAACUAGAAGACGAAAUCUACAAGGAGGCAGAAGAGAAGGCUCUGCUCAAGGAAGCCCUGGAUAGGACUGAGCAGCAGCUCAGCCUGGAGAAGAGGAUGAACCGCUGCAUUAAGCAGCAGAAGGAACGGCUAGAGGAGCAGGAGCAGAGGGGCUUGAAGGAGGCAUCCCCUUCCAACUCUAUCCAUAAAGAGAGGCAGUUCAGGCUGCACAGGAAACACUGUGUGUCUGACAUCUCUGCCAUAGACAGCUCUCAGACUAGAAGUUUCAGCAAAGUUCCCACCUGCAUGGACAGAGAGGGCGUCCUCCUCAUCCAGGAGUUCCCUUCGCUGUUUAAAAGGAUGGGUCCAGCCCAGGUCCAGGAGCUCAAGACCAAAAAGAUUGUUCUCAAGACAGACCAGGAGAAAGACCUGUCCAGCAAAGAGCUGCCACACAGAACCGUACUGGAAAUCAUCUUCCCCAAAACAAGUGAAAAGAAUUAGCAAGUUGUGCCUCAAUACACUUUCCAAAUCA